AUGUCAUCCAUCGGGAGCGACGGCAAGUCGACGCCCCCUGGCCAGCAGUCCAUCUGCUCCAAGUGCAACAGAAAUUUUAGGAGCCUGGUCCGGUGAGAACCCGGCGUGCUCCGUCCCGGCUUUGUAGGGAUGCGAG
This is a messenger RNA of Ectocarpus siliculosus, 136 nucleotides long. The record is from the annotation of a GenBank genome assembly. Lineage: Eukaryota; Phaeophyceae; Ectocarpales; Ectocarpaceae.